This is a messenger RNA of Paecilomyces variotii, 1125 nucleotides long. RefSeq lists its product as hypothetical. Lineage: Eukaryota; Fungi; Ascomycota; Eurotiomycetes; Eurotiales; Thermoascaceae. The record is from RefSeq and is a predicted model, not a curated record. The transcript has 2 exons. The coding region runs from base 357 to 1034 and encodes 225 amino acids.
GAUCAUAGCUCUUGUUGAUCUGACCCAGGUCUGUGGGUGCAUGGAGAUCGCACUGUUCCUUUGCCGCCAGCAGCCUCGGAGGCGCCGCAUAAUCUUGAUUGAUUAGCGCGCUUGCGGGGCUACGAGGACCAUUUCAGCUGCUCCAUGAUUCUCCGCAUCUAUGGUAGUCAGAGCAAAAAGGAGAACGUGGUUAGCUGACGUCCGUGGUUGCUGUCAAGAACCAAUGGCCUUGUGUUGAACAAUAGACUACCAACUUCCAAGUCGAGUAGUUGUACAAUUGGUUGUGGAUACGGUCCAGCAGGCGGCCCAGACGGUAUUCAAUCCCAUACCAACGGAUUGAGACUGUCGUGGCUUGAAUGGCCCGCCCUUGCGCAGCUAUGCGCCAAUCUUCCACAACACUUCGUGGCUCUGCUCUAAUCAGAAACCUCUUUCGUGCUCUCCGGAAUGACCAUUGGCGGUUGCAGACGGAUGAGAGAUGUCUAGAACAUGAUCGGCUGCGGGUAGUAAGCGACUUGGUUUCCCGAAGCAGACGAAAAGUCGAGCAGGUCGAGCACUCCAUGAACCGAUCCCAGCAUCAACCCCGCCCGACGCCUGCGGUUGUCUCUCAGGGAGAUGAACAUGAUUUUGUCCGAAAUCGCCACAAUACUCUGGGACCCGACAGAGAACGAUUCCGUCUGAUUUGUAUCCGCAAGAUCGAAAGAUAUGGCACGGCGUUGGUUCGAUGUCUAGAGAUAACCCAGAACAUCCCAUUCCUGCAACGAGGGGGAAGGCUUGACGCCAGAGUCGUGAGAAUACGAGUUGAACGAGCACUAGGACACCGUUCCAAGUCGCGCAGACAAUGGACUCAACUGUAUAAAUCACGCAGAUUGGUGGCCUGGGAUUCUAGGACAGAUGGGGGCUUCCUUCUUCCGGGUUGGGAUAAGCGGCUAAGAACUGGCCCAGGAGGAUUUUCUCCGGGAACAAUGGUCGUAAUAAUAGUGAAAGCGUCAUGGCACUUCUUGUCCGUAAGACGAUCUCCUGCCAGUGCGUCGUGAGACAGUCCGUAGAUGGCCGCCACGAAGCCCACUAGGAUCCAUCGUACUUCCCCGGUAACGAUUCCGCUCGAGUCAGCGACAAAGUCCACCA